Messenger RNA from Babesia bovis T2Bo, 957 nucleotides. Its product is annotated as TPR repeat family protein. NCBI's taxonomy places the organism in Eukaryota, Apicomplexa, Aconoidasida, Piroplasmida, Babesiidae. The coding region runs from base 20 to 922 and encodes 300 amino acids. The record is from RefSeq and is a predicted model, not a curated record. The transcript is spliced from 7 exons. Gene Ontology annotation, molecular function: protein binding.
AUAUCCACUUUAUCCCAUUAUGACUCCACGAUUUUGUAAUAUACUGCCAUGCGCAUCAAACAUGUUUUACACAUUUGGUACUAACACGCUGAUCAAGCGAUAUAUCUCUAAUUUGUACAACCGUCGCGCAAUAUACACAGUAGGCCGUCUUCCGGCAAAACUUACAUCUAGAAGAUAUAUGAACACACAGUCAGCUGAUACAGAAGAUGUAGGACCUGUAGCACAAGGACCAAAAGACACUUUACUAAUGCUCGGAUACUCCAUUAAGGAAGAUGAAAUGGAGAAACAUGUCCACGCACUGAAGGAAACAGUUAAACUAAAAUUGAUGACGUUAAGCUACUACACCCCUGAUAUGGCACAAAGCUUCACAGAUCUCGCAAUGGCGCAACACCAAUCGGUGCAAUUUAUAAACGAAUCCAAGGAGAAUUACAUGAAGGCAUUAGACAUCUGGACUAAGUUAAAAGGUCCACAAAGCAGAGAAGUAGCCAAUAUGCUCUGCCUUAUAGGGGUAGUCCUCCGGGAUUUAGGUGACUUAACUGCCGCAAAGUCUGCCUUCAAAGAUUCGAUAGAAAUUGACAAUAAAAUUGGUACAACGGAGAGCCAACUGUCAAGUGUACUUGCGUUGAAUAACCUCGCCGGUAUCGAGCAUUUAAGCGGAAAUGCUGCAGAGGCAGCAGAUAUAUAUGAAGACGCCGUGAGAAUCAUACUAACUGCGACCGGAGGUGACCCGAACCACCGAAUGAUAGCUUUGUUAUACUAUAAUCUAGCAUGCUGCCAUAACUACCUAGGAGAUAAGGUAGCUACCGAGAUUUCACUAACAAGAGCACGAGAAAUCAUCGCUACAAUAGGAGAUACACAGAGAAUUGGAGAUCGUAUACAAUAUAUGCUGGAUGAACUAUGGUCGGAAAAAGAAAAGGUCUAGAAUAUAUAUUUACGAGUGUUUCACAUCGAUAGAAA